Molecule: messenger RNA, 675 nt
Organism: Desarmillaria tabescens
Lineage: Eukaryota; Fungi; Basidiomycota; Agaricomycetes; Agaricales; Physalacriaceae
Exons: 1
Coding region: 1-675 (224 amino acids)
Source: RefSeq, a predicted model, not a curated record
AUGCCAAAUUACACCGAACUUGCCGCGCAGGUCAUCCCCCAGACCAAGACGGGACUUCCAUUUCGUCUUCGUUCCGCCUGCGGCUAUCUGCCCAUGCCAUUGUACAUGGGAUGGGAUACCGAUUCGCUCACGGAUAUGUCCGAUAGCACGAGUAUUCCCCAUCUCAAGCUGACAGAUAUGCUGUCUGGAGCUACCCGAGAUGUCCAAGCAUCUUGGAUGCAUGCGUUAUACAAGCAUACCUCCUCGUGUCAUGAUGGAGUAACGUUGUUACGUCUCAAAGAGGCCGGCUACUCUUCGCAGCUUUCCUGGCAACAUGUAGCCAUAGUGGCGACAAUCAUUAUCCAGCUGGGACUUGCGUUGUACGGAAUUAUAGGAGGGCAGGAGAGGGAAGGAUGGGUUAUCCUACUCGGCUUGUUCGCUAGGGGGUUGGAGGGUGCGGUAGCAUGGGCGUAUCCCGCUACUCUUCCUCCUAGGAUCGUCAGAACGCCGAGGUUUUACGCCCUGCAUACUGGCAUGACAACAAUCCAUAUAUUGGUCAUUGCUCAUGAACCUGCUACAACGAAUAAUAGUAGAGUGGAUUACAUCAAUCUCCAGGAUUCAGCCGUACCUCUUCCAAGAAACAAUGCAUCCUUGUUGGAAUCCUCCUGUAAAGGAGCAUUGAAAAUCUUCGGUUGA